AUGAAAAGGAAAUUUGCUAUGUCAGAUUUGGGAAAAAUGAAAUUCUUUCUUGGAGUUGAAAUGUGUCAAACUGAUGAAGGAAUCUUCAUUCACGAGAUGAAGUAUGCCUCAGAAAUCUUAGCAAAAUUUGGAAUGGAACACUGCAAUGCAGUCAGUAGUCCCAUUGUAACUGGUUGUAAGCUAGUGAAAAAUGAGGCAGGCAAAGCUAGUGAUGAAACUCACUACAAGCAAAUGGUUGGAAGUUUGAUGUAUUUGCUUGCUACUAGGCCUGACUUAGCUUACUCAGUAUGUCUUGUAGCUAGAUUCAUGGAAAGGCCAAUUGAAAUACAUAUAGCAGCAGUCAAAAGGAUUAUGAGGGGAUCUUAA
Messenger RNA from Trifolium pratense (red clover), 366 nucleotides. RefSeq lists its product as uncharacterized. Lineage: Eukaryota; Viridiplantae; Streptophyta; Magnoliopsida; Fabales; Fabaceae. The transcript is spliced from 2 exons. The record is from RefSeq and is a predicted model, not a curated record. Bases 1 to 366 code for a protein of 121 amino acids.